CUAGGUACAGUCUCCCCACAGCUGGGGAGAAUCAUGCUGUCAGGGCUGCACGCUGUCCUCGGAGCUUCCCUGGCACCAGCCUGGCUUUGCAGCAGCACCAGGUGCUGACAUGAAGGAGAGGCAGGCUUGCCGAGGGCAGCACAGCAAGGGGAGGCUGAGGAAGAGGAUGGGAAGGAAGGGAUCACUUGCAGGACCCUCAUCUGCCCCUCAGACCACAGCAUUUGGGCCACCCUGGCUCCUAUUUUAACAGAAAUGUUUUCUGCACUCGUCUGUCUAAAAAUGACAGGCAGCCCUAUAAUAUAUGUUUCUUUUUUCCAUAUUCAUUUUGGAGGUUUUGUGAGAGAUUUAACCAAUUAGAUGUGUUUUUAAUAAACAAAUCUUGAGGCUCAUAUUUCUUUUCUUUUGUCCCUAAAGUUGGAAUGCUGUCCUACAGACAAUUGAAAACAGCAUAGUCCUAAUAGAUUAAAUCUGGUUGCACGAGUUUUAAAAACACAGUUUGGCUCUCGUUAUCAGCAGAAACAAAUUAGUAUGUAGAAAACAAAGAAAAUACAUCCAUGCUAGGAUGGAGCUCAGCUCUAAUUAGCAGAGAGGAUAAUUUCAAAAGCUUUUUUUUUUUUUUUAAAUAGACUUGUAGAGUUUCUAAAAAGGUUUGGGAUUUCUAAAAUUGUGUAUUGUACAUCUAAAAAUCUGACAUCCUGAUCUGCAAUAGCACACAUGUAAAAGGGAACAGUGCUGUCAGAAGAGAUGCUGCAUAGCUUGGUUCCCAUAGAGUUGGACUUGGCUCCCAUAGAGUUGGGCUUGCUACCCUGAUCUCAGCAGUCCUCAGCAGCAUGGCCUGAAGACCAGUGGCAAUUCCCCAUCGCACAGAACCACCGUGAGCAAGGUUUUAGGUCAAAUGUCCUAAAUGCUGAUGUGUGGGAUUGACAGUGGUGCACUGACCUACACGGACUGGCAGAUACUGUUUUGAUCUAUGUGCUUAACCAAGGUUAGCAUUCAGACCUGAGCAGACAGCAGGGAACUGAGCUGACCCCAAACUGGAUAAUGUGGUGUUUUUCCCCUAAAACUGGGAUGGAACUGUUCUUCUGCAGUUUUGCUGAAGUUGGACCAGACCUGGAAGAACCCCAGUCAGAGCUGAACCCAAGCAGAAUUGCUAAGUGAGCACAGGCUUCUCUCCCUGUGCUGUUCUGUGGCAGCAGGGCGAGCACAGAGUGCAGUCACUGCUCAGUUUGCGUUGCUGCCGAUGGACCUGAACAACUCGUAGCACGUUCAGCUUCCACCGGUGAAUUUAUGGCACUGCUUACAAACUAGUGGAAAGAAAAGGAAACACCAGAUUUUCCCUUUAAUCAAACCUGGACCUCCGCUGUUCCCCUCUUCCUUCCGAGGCUUAUCGCCUUCCUCCCACCGCUCUCCUUUUCUGCAUGUUUAGGCUGUAAGCAGCGACGUGACCAGCGCUGGCUGUGCUAAAGACAACGAGGCUGCUGCUAUUUAUUAGAGAGGGAACCGGAGCUGCUCUGCGCACAUCCAUAUGUUUUGCUAACUUUCUAAGAUAUUCUUGGACAGUGUAAAAUAAAUAAUCACAACUGCCUCAACUGGCAGAAAGAAUGCAAGCUAUCUAACAAACUGCUUGUGUUCCUUUUCUGGGCUAAGACGUGGGCGCAUUGUCUGCACUGAAAGCAGCCGCCAGGACGGCAGUGGGGUGGUACUGUAAGUCCCCAGGUCUGGUCCCUCUGGUUCUAAACACAAUACAGUUCCUUCCAUGGUGACUAGAACUGAAAAACAAAGCAAAGCAAAGCAAACAUUGGCAAGCAGAGGUACAGGAAGUUAAGAAAGGAAACUUUCAGCAGUCACAGGGCUCUGUGCGAGGGAUGAUCUUAUACAUUGAUUGUGGCGUUCUCCGCUCCCCGGUGCCACUCUGAAUCACUUACAGAUGUGCUUUCGCACCGCAGUACUACAAACGGCCCGUGACACAGAAACGUGACAGCCGUACUGCGGCUACAGGGCAGCCGGCUCCUCGUCAGUCAGCGGCUGACGGUGCCUCCCCGCUCGGUUUGCAGCUAAGGUCACAGCGCACAGCGCAUGUAAGCUGUCCCGCCCCUGUUCCUAGAAGGCUGAGGUGUGCCUGAGACAAAGCAUUUACCGUGGUUUAACGGACAUACCGAAAUACAGCAUCACUUAUCAGUUAUUUAAAAGCAAUUUCAGCCCCUUGCGUCGAAUUUAUUAUCUGCCCGCAAUCGCAGACCGACACGUAUGCCGAGUGACCCAAAGCAUUGUUUUCGAGCCGCCGCGCAAAGCGCUACCCGCGCAGAUGCCGGCCACAGAACAACUACCCGCGCAUCCACGUCCCUCACAGGCAGCGCACCCGCGCCCCGCGCCCCGCCGGCCCUUCGCACCCACACCGCCCCGCGAAGCGCGGAGGGCUGCGCGCACUGUGCCCCCCUCGGCGGUGCGCGGCUUCCGCGUACCGGCACGGAACGGCCGAGAGCGGGGUCGGGCUCCCGUGGGCGAACGCUCCUCGCUGCGGGCCGCUCGGAGGGGAGCGGCGAGACCGAGCGGCCGCGGCGUUCCGCGAUGCGUCCGAACGGAGCCGGGCUGCGCACCGCGCUGCGUCGGGAGACGACAUCGCCGCUCCCGGGUUGCCAAAUGGAUGCCAGAGACAAGCAGCUUUUGCGCUCCCUGCGCCUGGAGCUCUGCACGGAGGUGCUGGUGGAUGGACUGGUUAUUCAGUAUCUCUACCAAGAAGGCAUUCUCACCGACAGUCAUGUUCAAGAAAUAAAAUCCCAAACCACCAGUCAAAGGAAAACCAUGAUGCUCCUUGAUAUUCUUCCUACUAGAGGACCCAAGGCUUUUGAUGCAUUCCUGGAUUCCUUACAGGAGUUCCCAUGGGUUAAGGACAAGUUGAAGGUGAAGCGUAAGGAAAUGACAGUACAAGAUCCUGCAGUGCCUGAUAAUUUAAUUAUGAGAAGUGGAAAUGUAAAUUACCGUAAUAGAAGUACACUUAAGGAUGUAACUGAAAUUGCCCCAUGUAUUUUGAAGAGUUCACCAACAGAUCAGCAGAUGAACAAGCUUGCGAGGAGACUGGGACCCGAAUGGGAGCAUAUUGUUCUGUGCUUGGGUUUGUCCCAUACUGACAUCUAUCGAUGUAAAGUCAAUCACCCUCACAACGUUCAGUCACAGAUUGUAGCUGCAUUUGUCCUGUGGAGACAGCGUUUUGGGAAAAAAGCAACAAUCCAAAGUCUGCAAGCCAGUCUGAUGGCAGAAGAAGUGGAUCCUUCUGUGAUGCAGUACAUGCUUGAGUAAAGCCUUGCAAUUUGUUGGGAGUUUUCAAGUACUUUGCUAAAUUAAGUACAUCACUGAGAUGAAUUGAAGAUCUGGUGCAUCAAACUGGCAAAACUGGGGUUGAGAACUGUGAUUUUACUAAGUUUUUACGUUCCAGUUUUCGGUGGGACCUUGUGACUUAUGAUUCUUUUCAUGCCAGAUUUCUUUUUAGCAGGCAUUAAAAAAUGGAUCAUUCUUUCCUCUUUCUUUGCUCUUGUACUAUUCCAAUGGGGAUAUAGGGUGACACUUAAAGUCCUUGCACGCAGGAGGCCCUGCAGUUAGUUCAGCAAGGUUUCCCAUUUCACUGUGGGAGCAACACUUGAUUUAACCUGUUUUCUGGACUGUGGACUAAGAGCCUUUUUUACUGCUGUUCCAUGGUAGUUCCCUGAUGUCCCAGUAAGAAAUGAGAAUAAUCCCUGUUACUAAUGUAACAAUUUUACAGCAGUUAUUUUGGGUGGCUUGUUUCACAUUUGUCAAAGUCCUAGAGCAUAUCAUUUCUUGCUCGGGUAGAUGGCUGCCACCUUACUGUACCUUUCAAACUGGCCCCAAGCGGGAGUAACAGGAACCCGGUGUGCCCGUGAGGUGUUUUCCCAUUGUAAUUUAAUAGGUGUAGGUUUCUCCAAGGAGGCAGGCAAUGCAUAUGCGUGUUGUCUCUAAGCGUAGCGUGGGUGGGGAAUUCUCUGGGAAGAUAUGCAGCAGGAAAGUGACUAGAGGAUAGGCAGAGAAGGUGCUUAAGAAAUGAGUUGUCUGCUAAGUUUUCCAUCUUUGUCUCAGCUAGUAAACCAGAAGAUAAACUGGUGUCUGCUGAGUCUUUGUACUAUAGCAUGUAUGCAAAGGCAACAGAAGUGGCCAGCUGCUCUUAGAGAUCUGAUGGUAAGAGGCUGAAUACAUGCUAAUUCUUUAUGGGCUCUUUACUGUACUGUAAAUGAGGAACAAUGUUUGAAUACAAGGUUUCCAGGUCUAUUUAUGAGCAAGUUCUGGUAGACCAUUUCAUCUAUACAGAGUCAUUGCCAAAUAACUUCCCAUCCUACAGGAUCUGCUCCAUAUAAUUUAACAGCUUAACAGGCUUGUCAGAAUUCUUUACUAGGGAAAGAAUGAGCUUUAUUGCCUUUUUUUCUUUUUUAAUUCUUCCUCUACUCUGAUUUUUAAAGCCAUUUCCCAAAGAUGGGAAAUGAGGAAAAACAAAGAAAUUUUCAGGAGACAUUGUCUGCCUCUUCAGAAGCAUGAAAAGAGAAAACGCGUCCUGGCAAUUCCUGCAGGUCCUGAAGCAGUCUGGUAGUAGUCUUCUGCAUACAGCUUUCACCUUUGGUAAAUCAUGAUCCUAUUAUACCUCACUCGGAUCUUAAUUAAUCAUAUCCUAUUACAGUUAUUUACAGAGUCUAAGUCUAUCAACAAGUCCCAAAUAAACAGUUUAAAUCAAUUUA
Molecule: messenger RNA, 4739 nt
Organism: Numida meleagris (helmeted guineafowl)
Lineage: Eukaryota; Metazoa; Chordata; Aves; Galliformes; Numididae
Gene: CRADD
Product: CASP2 and RIPK1 domain containing adaptor with death domain
Exons: 4
Coding region: 2248-3297 (349 amino acids)
Biological process (GO): regulation of apoptotic process; signal transduction
Molecular function (GO): death domain binding; protease binding
Source: RefSeq, a predicted model, not a curated record